Bipolaris zeicola 26-R-13 is the source of this 1707-nucleotide messenger RNA. RefSeq lists its product as uncharacterized. Gene Ontology annotation, cellular component: nucleolus. Gene Ontology annotation, molecular function: methyltransferase activity. The transcript has 2 exons. NCBI's taxonomy places the organism in Eukaryota, Fungi, Ascomycota, Dothideomycetes, Pleosporales, Pleosporaceae. Bases 1 to 1707 code for a protein of 568 amino acids. Gene Ontology annotation, biological process: rRNA base methylation. The record is from RefSeq and is a predicted model, not a curated record.
AUGUCACUCUACUACGAGGCUGCGACCAUUCUCGCCAAUUCCGACAAUGUCGGCGGGUCGCUCAAGUCGCGCAUAUAUAAUAAGAAAGAUUUGAAGAGCACACCUGGGCAGCUCUUUGCGCUGAUUGCAGAAACGUCGAAAUGGUCGCUCGUAUUGAAGGAUGUGAUUGAGAAGUGCAAGUUACUCGCAGAAGAGAAGAAGCUGACUCCAAUUCUCGCCCUUCUGCUUUCACACGAUUUACUCCUUGCGAAGAAUGGUGUCGCAGCACCCGCCAACCACGUACUUAAGCUCGCCAUUACCCGACACAAAGCCCGCUUGAGCGCCGAGCUCACGAAAGCCCGUAUACGCCAUGGAUUUGCUACUCUUGAAGCAUUCAAAGCGGCUGUGAAUGAUGGUGGACUGGAUAAAGAAGACGGCGAUGCUUCGAAGAGUAGACAUCCCCGCUGGGUGCGCGUCAAUACUAUUAAGACGACAUUACAGGAACAGCUUGCAACGACGUUUUCUGGGUAUACCAAGACAGAAGUCCUAAAGGACGUCCUCAUUGCGCCAAAGAGCUCCAAAGUCUACUACGAAGACCCGAACAUCCCUAAUUUGCUUGCGCUGCCCUCUAAGGUUGAUCUCAGCAGGUCCAUUGCUUACACAAAGGGUCAGAUAAUAUUCCAGGAUAAAGCAUCUUGCUUUCCCGCGUACUUUCUGGAUCCGACCCCAGACGAUGGUCAUGUCAUUGAUGCGACCGCGGCGCCAGGAAAUAAAACCACACAUCUUGCCGCCAUUGUUUCCGAUAGAAGGCAGCCGGGCGAGGAACAAAAGGUCAUUGCUUUCGAGCGCGACAAAGGCAGAACUUUUACAUUACAGAAGAUGGUCAAGUUGGCGUCGGCAGAUAGCAUUGUCCAGGUAAAGGGUAACAGCGACUUCAUAGCCGCUAAACCUGGGUCAGACGAGUACGCCAACGUUGGAGCUAUACUUCUUGAUCCAAGCUGCUCAGGUACCGGUAUUGUUGGGCGCGAUGAUGCGAUCAAAAUGCACCUUCCUGAUGCACCUGGCUCCCAAACAACAUCACAUAAGCCAGAAAAGGGAAAAAAGCGAAAGAGAGGUGAUGAGGCAACAAAGGCCGACGCGCAACCGACGCUGAACCUGGACAUGGAUGAUUCGGCACCUGAAGAGACACCAAUACAGGGCAAAUUGACAGAACGACUGGCCGCCUUGUCUAGCUUUCAACUUCAUAUUCUCACUCACGCCAUGCGGUUCGAGAGUGCGCACAAAAUCACUUACUCUACAUGCUCGAUCCAUUUCGAGGAGAACGAAGGCGUCGUUUUCCAGGCGCUGGCAUCCUCGGUCGCAAAGGAGCGGGAGUGGAGGAUUCUCAAACGGGAUCAGCAAGUGGAUGGAUUGCAAAAAUGGCACAGAAGAGGCAUCUGGGAAGAGGAUAAGAUAGAUGGUGACAUGGACGAGUCAUUCAAGAAAGAUGUAUUGGAAGCAUGUAUUCGUUGUGACAAAGGUACUGAAGAAGGUACAAUGGGUUUCUUCGUGGCUGCCUUUAUUCGUGAAGGCAAUCAGCAGCCGGUACAAGUAACUGAGGUUGCGGUUUCUGAGGAUGAGGAAUGGGGUGGCUUCAGUGAUCAUGGCGAAGUGGAAGAAGCAGUAGUACCGGUGGUGGAGGAGCCCAAAGGCCGCAAGAAGAAAAAGCGAAAACAUAGCAAGAAGUGA